AUGCUAAGUGACGAACAAAUUUCAGCUUUGGUGAUUUUUCCGCUUGCUUUGAUCGGUGUUCUGGCAAACUGGUCAGUUGCGAUUCUGAUCCAGAAACUCCCAUCCCUUAAGAACUCUUUUGGAAUGCUCACAACUUCUCAAUCAAUCGGAGACGCAGUUCAUUCCACAACUUUUGCACUCUUUGUGUCUCCAAUGUGCUUUUUCGACAUGAAAUACCUAAAAUCAUAUUCCUUCAUAACCGGUCAAAUUCUUAAUAAGCUAUGAUAUUUCAACUUAUUCACAUCUAUGCAUUUCGUUGAAUCGAUUCUGCUCAAUUGUGACUCCGAUCAGCUUUGAGUCAAUUUUCAAUGCUUCAAAUACCAAGAAGCUUAUAAUUAUUUCAUGGGCUCUAUGUUUUCUAUAUUCACUCUACUUUUACAUAUUUUAUAGUUGCACAUUGACUUACAAAGAAACUAUAUCUGUUUUUGUAUUCACAGAGUCUCCAACAUGUGAUAUUGUAUGGCAUGUGAACUAUUUGAAGUACAAUUCAGUAGUUAUUACGAUAGCUAUCAUCAAUGUGAUCGCUGUUGCAAAAAUUAAAAGUUUCAAAGCAAAAAUUUCAACAUUUUCAAUCCAACCAGCAAAAAAAAAGCCGGACGGAAAUGAGUUUUCUAAAGCAAGCAUGUCUCCAGGCUCUUGCAUUCGUUUUUGAGCUAACCUGCUAUUUUGUUAUAGCUCCUAGGGUUAUGGAAAGUGGAAGGUGGUUUGUGUUUUUUUCGACUACAGUUGUAUGGGUUUGUGUACAUUUGCUAGAUGGAAUCAUCACGCUAACUUUCGAUAAAGAUUUUGGCCAGGUGAUAUUUUGUGGAUUGGAAUUCCGUGAGUUCAUUAUUGAUGGUUUGCUCUGUAACUUUAGCAUUUCAGCAAGCUCAUCCAAUACAAAUAAUUUGAACAAUCUGGUCGUCAUAUCUAAUAAAAUACAUGUUACUAGUUCUUAA
This is a messenger RNA of Caenorhabditis elegans, 977 nucleotides long. Lineage: Eukaryota; Metazoa; Nematoda; Chromadorea; Rhabditida; Rhabditidae. The record is from the annotation of a RefSeq genome assembly.